Messenger RNA from Gastrolobium bilobum, 603 nucleotides. RefSeq names its product LOB domain-containing protein 22-like. The coding region runs from base 1 to 603 and encodes 200 amino acids. NCBI's taxonomy places the organism in Eukaryota, Viridiplantae, Streptophyta, Magnoliopsida, Fabales, Fabaceae. The transcript has a single exon. The record is from RefSeq and is a predicted model, not a curated record.
AUGAACGGCAGCAUAUCACAAGCUUGCUCUGCUUGUAAAUACCAACGCAGGAAGUGUGGACCCGACUGCAUUCUCGCACCAUAUUUUCCUCACGAUCACCAAAGGCAAUUUUUGAACGCACAUAAAUUAUUUGGUGUUGGCAAAAUUAAGAACAUCAUCGAGCCACUCGACACUAAGGACAGAGACAUAGCCAUGAAUACCAUCAUUUUCCAAUCUGACAUCCGCGCCACUGACCCUGUCGGAGGUUGUUACAGGCACAUACAACACCUUCAGUCUCAAAUUGAAUACUAUAAGGCUGAGCUUCAGCUUGUCCUUCAACACCUUGAUUUUUGCAGAGCACAGGCUCAUCCUCAACCGGCACAGAUUCAAGAUGUUGUUUAUCAUUCAACUGCUAAUGCAGAUCAAUCAGUUAAUUUGAAUGCUGCUACUUCUGGUCACCAUUACUACUUUCCACAAGUGCCAUUACAUUCACAAGUGCAGUUACCAUUGUCGCCCUUGUCAUUAGAGGACAAGAACAAAGAUUGCUUUGACUAUGGCUAUGAUCAAAAGCCUAUUCUUGACUUGAUCAGAGAAAUGAAUUCAGACGACAGUAGAAAACUUUAA